AUGUCCAAUUCCUCUCCUCCCAACGCCGUCGCCGGGAGCAAUGGUGCCAACGACGAAACCGCCUCCACCAUUACCGUCAACACGGCCAAGGCUCCCCCGACCUUCCCACCGCCCAAGACCGACAAGCCUCGGCCGCAUGUCUGCGCGACUUGUCAGCGCUCCUUUGCCCGAUUGGAACAUCUGAAACGUCACGAGCGAUCCCACACCAAGGAGAAGCCCUUUGAGUGUCCCGAGUGCACACGAUGCUUCGCCCGCCGGGAUCUGCUCUUGCGUCACCAGCAGAAGCUGCACCAGACCACCACACCGUCGUCGCGCCCGCGGAACCGCCGUGAGAGCGCCAGCGGUGCCGCCCCGGGCCAGAGCCGCGCCCGCAAGAACAGCGUCGCCGCCGCCGCCAAUGCAAGCAACGCCGCUGCCAACGCCGCUGCCAUGCGGCCCCGGGCCAACACCAUCAGCCAUGUCGACGGCACCCACAUGCAGAUGAUCGCGGCCGCCAACGCCUCGGUGGCCCGCAGCCACGCUCAGCCCUCGCACAACCGCCACCCCAGCCUGAUCGGCUUGCCAAUCCACAAUCUGGACCACGCUUUCGGCGGUAUGUCUUCGGUCAUGGGCCAGCGCGGCAUGCACCACGGCCUGCCCAAGUUAGAGACACAUGGAAUUAACAACAUGGAUUUUGGUGCAGGCUUGCGUACUGCUCCCCCGCUGGCGUUUGGACAGCCCGACUUUGACUUUGAGGGCCUCCUCUUCGGACAGCCUGGAUCCACCAUAAAUCCCAACGCCCUGCACUACAGCGAGUCGCCGCACUCCAUGGCCCUGGACCCGACGUCUCCCUUUGGCAACGGCAUGGCCGACGUGUCCUCCAGCCAGCACCUGGACGAGAACUUUGACUGGUUGACAGGAUUUGAGCAGAACAUGUCUUUCAACAACCCCAACGAGAACGCCGUGGAGAGCAACUCGCCCUCUGCCAUGAGCACCACGAGCCAGAGCGGCAUCAGCGACGUCAUGCUCGACGGCUCCAACCACCCUGCCGUGACCACGGCCACCAGCUCGAUAUGGCAACCUGCCGUCAUGGGCCCGCCAACCAUGAAUAACCCCUUUUCUCUAGACCUCAACACCUCCGUCUUCCCCGACCUCAUGAAUGGCGCCCCCGUCUCACCCCAGCCUGCCUCCCAGAAGACCAUGGAGAACGUCUACUUCUCAACGCCACCUCCCUCCAUGAGCUCUCUGAGCCCGUCCGUCAUGUCGGGACUGAACCCCCAGAAUCUGAACCAAGCCCUCAACGGCUUUGGCAAUGGCCCCGAGACUCCCACGUCGCUGGGCGGUAGCCACCAUGGACCCUCUCCCGUCUCGACCAUCACGGACGCGACAAGGGCUGCAAUCGUGAGUGCCCUCUCGCAAUGUGCUCCCUCCUUUGGUGGCCGGAAGUACUCCUUCCCAACGCCAAGUUCUCCGAUGUCUCCCCAGAACCAGUCAAAUGGAGAAAAUGUCCCAGAGCACGCUAAGAAUCUGCCCAGCACUCAUGACUUGCAACGGUAUGUUGGGUCUUAUCUCCGCUUGUUUCACCCUCAUAUGCCGUUUCUGCAUGUCCCGACCCUCUCGUUCGACAUGCCCUCGAAGCCGUCGGCGUCCAAGGCCAGCUCGGCCGGGGGCAGCGGCUGCCUGAUCCUGUCCAUGGCGGCCAUUGGUGCCUUGUAUGAGCUGGACCACACGCAGUCGAGGGACCUUUUCGAAAUGGCCAAGAAGAUGAUCCAGCUGUACCUCGAGGAGCGACGCAAAGCCGACGUCCGCAAGGCCGACUUCCGCCGAACGCCCAUGUCCGACCACGGCUCGCUUGGCUCCGAGUCCUCGGUCCACACGCCGGUCUGGCUCGUCCAGGCCAUGCUUUUGAAUGUCAUUUACGGGCACAACUGCGGCGACAAGACAGCUAGCGACAUUGCCUCUACGCACUGUGCCGCGCUUGUCAGCCUGGCCCAGGCAGCUGGUUUGCUGCGGCCCGUCAAACUGGAUUCCGCGGAUAACCAUGACAUUCAAGUCAAUGAUGCGGAAGGCAGCUGGAGCGGAAUUAAGGCCGAGUCCGAGGAGCAAGCGGAAUGGCUGAGAUGGAAAACCAUGGAGGAAAGGAAGCGGACUCUAUACACCAUCUUCAUUCUCUCUAGCCUGUUAGUGUCUGCUUAUAACCAUGCCCCGGCCUUGACGAACUCUGAAAUUUUGUUGGAUUUACCGUGCGAUGAGGAGUUUUUUGCUGCCGAGAGUACGGCAGCCUUCCGGCUGAAGGGCGGCGUUCGCGCCGCAGGGCACAACCGCAUGACGUUCCAUGACGCAUUGGGAGAGCUGUUGCGUACGAACGAAAAGCAACAGAAGCUUGCACUCGGCAGCGGGUCUCAGCAGUUUGGCUCGUCGCUCGGUUCAGGUGACAUGCCCAAGCCCGAGCUGAAACCUAGCACUUUUGGCUGUUUGGUUCUGAUUAAUGCAUUGCACAACUACAUCUGGGAAACCCGUCAACGCCACCACAACAAGAUUUGGACCAACGAGGAGACGGAGAAGAUGCAUCGCCACAUUGAGCCGGCCCUGAAGGCAUGGCAAGCCGCUUGGGCAAGUAACCCUCACCACAGUCUGGAGCGGCCCAACCCAUUCGGCAUGGGCCCAUUGUCUGCCGAUUCAAUCCCGCUGCUCGACCUCGCCUAUGUUAGGCUCUUUGUAAAUCUGUCCCGCUCCAAGGAGAAGUUCUGGCAGAGAGACUGGGACGGCCUGGCGGAGGAGCUUUCCCGUGGGACGGAGAUCAUCCAGCACGCCGAGCACUCCCCGGCCUCGAACGCGGAAUCGUCCACAGAUCCAUCCGACGCGUCGGCCUCCAGCUCCGUGUUCGUCGACUCGCCCCCCACACAGUCGUCGUCUCCUGAAUUUGCCGCAGCCAAGUAUCCCCCAGGCGGCCUGAUGCAGCAAGCAUCUAGCCGGACCAUCUCAAAACGGGAGAGGCACCUCCGCAAGGCGGCCUUCUACGCUGCAGAUUCGCUAUCCAUGGCGGACAAGCUUGGCGUGACUUUCGCUGACUUCACAAGCCGAGAGCUACCGAUGCAAUCUGCCCUGUGCGCCUUCGACUGUGCUCAGGUUCUCGCUGAAUGGGUCGCCACUCUUCAAGAGCGCGUUGGUCGUUAUCUUGGCGUGCUGGGGCAAGACGAUGUCGAUUUGACCCAAGUUCCAGCCAUCAUGCUUUUGGAAGAUGAAGAUGUUAAGCUCCUCGGCAAGAUCCAGGAGGUGCUCACCAGCGCCGAAAUGAAGAUGAGCCUUGACCUUGUGAGCGGCAGUAUGAAUACUGGUAUCGAUGCGCGGCUUCAAAUGGAUGAACACAGCGGAUAUGCUGCCAAGAUUCUUAGGGUCACGGCAUAUAUGAUGGACAAGUCUGCUGUUUGGCCUGUCACCCAUUUGAUGGCUCGUUGUCUUGAGACUCAUGCUAAUCAUAUGCGCGCCCGUGCCGAGAAGUCAAUCAUUUCUAGCGAAUGA
Neoarthrinium moseri is the source of this 3501-nucleotide messenger RNA. RefSeq lists its product as uncharacterized. The transcript is spliced from 3 exons. Gene Ontology annotation, cellular component: chromatin. The record is from RefSeq and is a predicted model, not a curated record. Lineage: Eukaryota; Fungi; Ascomycota; Sordariomycetes; Amphisphaeriales; Apiosporaceae. The coding region runs from base 1 to 3501 and encodes 1166 amino acids. Gene Ontology annotation, molecular function: DNA-binding transcription factor activity, RNA polymerase II-specific; zinc ion binding; RNA polymerase II cis-regulatory region sequence-specific DNA binding. Gene Ontology annotation, biological process: DNA-templated transcription; regulation of transcription by RNA polymerase II.